Molecule: messenger RNA, 1014 nt
Organism: Fusarium odoratissimum NRRL 54006
Lineage: Eukaryota; Fungi; Ascomycota; Sordariomycetes; Hypocreales; Nectriaceae
Exons: 1
Coding region: 1-1014 (337 amino acids)
Source: RefSeq, a predicted model, not a curated record
AUGCCUGCAUAUGGUAUGUGGCACUUGGGCCUGUACUUCGCUCUGGGUUCUGAGGCCUCUAACGAUUUGGAUUAUAUCUAUGGCCUCUUGGCUGUCACCAAGUCGCCAAUAGCACCCGACUAUUCCAAGUCCAUUCGUGAAGUGAAUCUCGAGUUCAUGACAUGGGCUUUGCCCUUCUGGAAAUCAGUACAGAAGAGGGCAAAGAAGCAGAAUUGGGAGGCCCUAUGCAAAGACGAAUGGCGAUAUGAACUCUCUAGCUUCUUGAACAGCCAUGAUGUUGGCCUGAAACGUCUUUACGGGCUCCCGAGCUGGGUUCCUGUGUUUUCAAGAGCUGACAGGCGAAAGGCAAUCGUAAGAGACCCCACAGAGCGUCGCUCAGCAUUUGUUACAGUGCCUGAGCUAUUCAACCGCCUGUCCAUAGCUAUUGUCUGUGAUAGCAUAUGGGUCAAGGGAAUCAAGAUCCAAGUUGUAAAGACUGUCUAUGAAAAGACUAUUUCUAAUACGCUCACGUCAUAUGGACUACAACAAUGUAUCAUGUCCUUUACCCAGUCAUCAAAGGAUAUGCACCCCACCGGCAAAACCGUAUUAGAGGUACUGUGUUGCACUCUGCUACGAAAAGAAGCCUAUGAAAACUAUGCUUUCGACGUAGGUCUUUGCACAGGCUGCUGGCUAUACUAUUCGGGCAAACUUGUGACCUCGAAACUGGGUAUGGAAUGGUCUCAAAAACCCUAUGUUAAAUCAGUACUAUCCGAGUGGUUGGAGGCGGGACAAAGUUUCGACGGCAACAAGUUAUUCACAACCGAGGAUGGCUAUAUCGGCACGAUGUCAGAAGAUGUGUUGCCUGGAGAUGUGGUUUGUGUUCUUGCAGGCUCGAGCGAGCUUGCAGUCCUCCGUCCCGAGGAUGACCACUACCUUUCUGUUGGGUGUUGCUUUAUGAUAGGUCUGAUGAAUGGCGAGGUCUCGGAGUUUCUGGCACCAGGGAGAGCCAAGAUUGAGACGAUUGAAAUUCGAUAG